Messenger RNA from Aplosporella prunicola CBS 121167, 1928 nucleotides. RefSeq lists its product as uncharacterized. The transcript has 3 exons. The coding region runs from base 1 to 1773 and encodes 590 amino acids. NCBI's taxonomy places the organism in Eukaryota, Fungi, Ascomycota, Dothideomycetes, Botryosphaeriales, Aplosporellaceae. The record is from RefSeq and is a predicted model, not a curated record.
AUGGACUCGAUCACUCGCAAGCCUUUGCCGAAUGAGCUUCUUUCCCGCUGGCGUCACAGUGCCUGCGACCGGGCGCCUGUAAUAGGUGCUGACAAGAUGUUCAAUCCAUGGCAGUUCCAGCAGGACCUCUCUGCUUUCGUCCCCAUGACCGGCUACAAUCCAUAUCCACUAUACUACCGUGACCCAAGAAUAGCGAAUGCUGAAUACGACAUAACGCAUAGCGCCUACCAACAGCAGCCCUGCGGUCCAGGAAUGCAACAACAUGCUUAUGCUCCGAACACGACUCUGGACUACGAAGUGAGGCGAUCGAAAGAUGACAGCAAUGCCUCUGACAAGCAGGACAAGCAGGACAAGGCCUCUACCGGCAACAUAGAGGCAAACGCCCCUCUUUCAAACGACCUUAAAGAAAGAGCAGCUCAACUGAAAGCCAAGCUCAUUGCUAACCGCCUAUCCAACAAGCGCUCCGGCAGCACCCACACUUCAGCCGACAUUGACGCUCUCAUUGACGAUGUAAAGGCAUCGAAGCCAACACGUAGUGAUAUGAAUGUUCACGAUGCUCACAAUACUACCCGCAAGACCGAGCAGCGUCCAGAGGCCAGUUCGCUCGCGCAUACUGAAGACGGCGGUGGAACGCUCCACAUAAGCUGCGUCGGAAGCGCGCUUCCCGGAACGACCUCCACCACUUUUCCCAAGACGGAGCGUAGACUUGGAGCAACUGCCAAGCGCAAGGAUGCCGCUCCCGAUAUCACUUUGCCAUCAAGGCAACGCCAGGGCAACGCUACCGUGAACACCAUGGCUCCCGACACUGAUAUGGAUGAUGAUGAUCUAAAGGACUGGCUCAACUUCACCGGCUAUCACGAUGUUGAAUACCGCAAAAACAAGCCGAGCAUAUUUCAUGCGGAGCAGAAGCUUAAUAAACAACACAAGGACCUGGAGAUCCAGCGGGUUCAAGCUUUUCGAGCAUCUGAGUUUGUAGAGCCGAGCCGCAGGGCUUUCUCAGUCAUGCCGCCGCUACAGCCACUGAUUAGUUCCAGCGCAAUCGAUGCUAACCGUCCGCGCGGAAUGACCGUUUCGAACGUCGCCAACAAGCAUGGACUGUCCUCAAAUAACACUAGUGCGCAAGGUGGAAGAGUAAGUAAGAUCAAUCUGGAGACGCGCAAUGACAAAGAGCGUGGCAGCCAUCGUGUUAUUGGCCAGAGCGAAACCCCUUCUUCCCUCCAUAACCGACCCCUUUCUUCCAGCACGCGCGACGCGUAUGCUUCCCGCUUGAGCUCAUCCGUCAGUCGCAGUGAGAACCGCCCGCAGACGAGGACCGAUUACCGCGACAACACGAGGUCAUAUAGAGACAGGAGCCCCGGCCCCGGCCGCAACCGAACUGCGUCGUUUUCCCGCGCCUCCCACGCUCGCCGGAGCAGAUCGCCGUCGCCGCACCGCCGCUCCUCGGACAAGUACAUGCCCAGCUACCACCGAGGCAUGACCUCGGGCCGGAACGACUAUCGCGGCAACAACGCCAUGGACAGUGGCCGGCUGCGCUCGCUGUCGCCGCGUGGACGUGGCUCCCGCGGCCGUGGCCGUGACCUCUUCAAGCGCGACCUCUUCGACCGUGACUACUUUGAGCGUGACCUCUUCGACUACCGACUCCCGCGGUCUCCUCCAAGUGGCCCCAGAGCCAUUACAGUGCGCGGGCGUGGCAGCCGCGGCAUCGGCGGUGGUGGGCUUGGCCGUGGGCUUGGCCGUGGUGGUCGUGGUCUAGGUCGCGGUCGUGCCGAGUGAGAUGUUUGGGUGUGGUUAUUUCGAUUCGCUACGAAACGGAUUUAUGAUUCAUGAAGGAUGAGAGUACGUGGCUAGGUGGGGUGUUCUUUUGGCUUGCUUCUUUGUAGUGAUACAGUAGUCUAUGGGGACUGAUGGCUGUCUGAUAGUUUGCUGGC